AUGGCGCCAUCAGCCGAACUUGCGGCGCGCGAAGCCCUCAAGGCUCGUGCCAUUCCCUCGAUGGUCUUCAGCGACGGAAGCGUCAGCUCGAUGACACCACCACCGAAAGUCGAGAACAACACCGAUCCGACAGUGGCAGCUAAGACAAGAUUCUCCGUCAAGGGAAAUGCAGUCGUCACUGGAGGGGCUGGGACGCUUGGGCUUGCGUCUUGCGAAGCGCUGCUUGACCAUGGCCUUGAAGGUCUCAUGAUAUUCGACACGAACCUGAAAGGCUGUCAAGAGGACAUGUUGCGGCUGCGCAGCAGGUUUCCUCAAGCCAAAAUUAGCGCAAUAGCCGUCAAUGUCACAGAUGAGGAGGCCGUCAACCAGGCCAUGGAGAAGACCGUAGAGGAGCUUGGCUCGGUCGAUCACGUUGUGUGCUUUGUUGGAGUGGUUGGAUGCAUCGAAACGAUUGACAUGCCAGUGUCGCAGUGGAGAAGAAUCAUCGACAUCAACACUACGGGCUGCUUCAUAUGCGCACAAGCGGGGGCGCGACAAAUGGUAAAGAAUGGCAAGCGCGGCUCCUCGAUCACGUUUGUAGCCUCCAUCUCAGCCCACCGUGUCAACUUUCCUCAACCUCAGGCCGCAUACAAUGUCAGCAAGGCAGCACUUCUUAUGCUUAAAAGCUGUCUGGCCGCGGAAUGGGCCAGAUACGGCAUCCGAACCAACAGCGUUAGCCCGGGCUACAUGGACACAAUCCUCAACGAAGGAGAUGGGAUUGCGCAACAUCGUCAAGUGUGGGCAGAGAGGAACCCGAUCGGAAGGAUGGGGUCGCCGUCGGAGCUAACGGGUACCAUUGUACUACUGGCAAGCGAUGCAGGCUCAUACAUCAAUGGGACGGACAUUGUCGUGGACGGCGGCGGUAUCGUAUUGUAG
Messenger RNA from Purpureocillium lilacinum, 915 nucleotides. RefSeq lists its product as uncharacterized. Gene Ontology annotation, cellular component: intracellular anatomical structure. The record is from RefSeq and is a predicted model, not a curated record. Gene Ontology annotation, molecular function: oxidoreductase activity, acting on NAD(P)H, oxygen as acceptor. NCBI's taxonomy places the organism in Eukaryota, Fungi, Ascomycota, Sordariomycetes, Hypocreales, Ophiocordycipitaceae.